AUGCAUAUACGACGAGCUAGUCGAAUAUCAAGCACGACAACUAAGAUUACCAUAAGCUUGGAAUUGCAAGUGGAGCAAGGACGAAUAGGGGUGGCGACUAUCUAUCUGGGCGGCGGAGUCUGUGGUGUUUUAGGAGCGUCGCUUCUGCAACCAAGUCUUUAUCUGGUUGGCGCUUCGACAGGUAUUUACGCGCUGCUCACGAGUCAUCUUGCUAAUCUCUACCUGUGUCACGGCGAACUGCGCUACGCCGGCUGGCGACUCGGAGCCGUUUUGCUGCUGGCCGGUGCGGAUAUCGCAUCGCUGCCCAUUCCUGCGUUGCUUGGAUGCGGCCGGGUCGGUUGGGCGGCACAUGUCGCGGGCGCGCUAGCGGGUCCACUUCUAGCCGUGUUCCCUAAUCAGAGCAAGAAAGACGCCCGGGGCCGUAGAUUUGUGCGAUACGUGCGGCUGCUGUCGGCCGUGAGCGUGAUGCUGCUGAUCGUUGGUGCCAUUCUCGGUAAUGUCUACUUGAUCGCCCUACCACAGCUCAGGAAGCCAUCCUGA
Molecule: messenger RNA, 540 nt
Organism: Cyphomyrmex costatus
Lineage: Eukaryota; Metazoa; Arthropoda; Insecta; Hymenoptera; Formicidae
Product: protein rhomboid
Exons: 4
Coding region: 1-540 (179 amino acids)
Cellular component (GO): membrane
Molecular function (GO): serine-type endopeptidase activity
Source: RefSeq, a predicted model, not a curated record